CUGGGCAAGAAUUGGAUGGACUAUCAAGGAAUCAAGAACUGGGAAGGUUUGCUUGAUCCACUCGACGAUAAUUUACGUGGAGAAAUAAUCAGAUAUGGGAAUUUUGUUGAAGCUUCUUAUAGAGCUUGUAAUUUUGAUCCUUCUUCGCCUUCAUACGCAAUGUGCAGAUAUUCAAAGAAAAAGCUGUUCCAGCUUUGUGGCUUUCCUGGUACUGGUUAUCGCGUUUCCAAGUACUUGAAAGCCACUAGCGGGAUUCAGCUCCCAAGUUGGGUUGAUAAAGCGCCUAAGUGGAUGGCGAAGCAAUCGAGUUGGAUUGGUUAUGUCGCGAUUUGCCAUGACCAAAGAGAAAUUUCAAGACUCGGGAGAAGAGAUGUUGUCAUUGCCUUACGGGGCACUGCAACUUGCUUGGAGUGGCUCGAGAAUCUACGAGCUACACUCACUCCUCUUCCCAGCAAUAAUAACAACAACAACGACGACGAAUAUAAUAAGGAUAACAAAUGCUGUUCCAGCAUAUAUCCCAAUAUAUGCUGCCCAAUGGUUGAAAGCGGUUUCCUAAGUUUGUAUACAUCCAAGAUAGGUGCGCAUCAGAGUCUACAAGACAUGGUGAGAGAAGAAAUAGCCCGAAUUAAAAAAGUUUACGAUGGUGAAACAUUAAGCUUCACCAUCGCAGGCCACUCUCUUGGGGCGGCGUUAGCCACCCUAAUGGCCUACGAUAUUAAACAAACUUUCCAGGAAAUACCCCUUGUUACGGUCAUUUCCUUUGGUGGUCCAAGGGUCGGGAAUCAGAACUUUCGAUACCAUCUUGAUAAACAAGGUACCAAAAUAUUGCGCAUUGUCAACUCGGAUGAUCUUAUAACCAAAGUCCCUGGCUUUGUCAUCGACGACAACAACAACAACAAUAACAGCAGCAACAACAAUAGCAACGAUAAUAAUUUUAGGGAAAAAGGUGGCGAUUGGAUACAAAAGCUUGUGGAAGAUACUCAAUGGGUAUAUGCAGAUGUUGGAUGUGAACUGCGGUUAAGUAGCAGUGAUUCACCGUACCUUAAUGGAAUUAAUAUUGCAGCUUGCCAUGAAUUAAAUACUUAUCUUCAUUUGGUUAAUAGUUUUGUUAGCUCAAACUGUCCUGUUAGAGCUACUGCGAAAAAGAUGAUGCAGAAAGGUAACUAUGUAAAAAGUACUAAAAGAAAUGACGAUACUAAGUAA
This is a messenger RNA of Lycium ferocissimum, 1203 nucleotides long. Its product is annotated as phospholipase A(1) DAD1, chloroplastic-like. Gene Ontology annotation, biological process: lipid metabolic process. NCBI's taxonomy places the organism in Eukaryota, Viridiplantae, Streptophyta, Magnoliopsida, Solanales, Solanaceae. Gene Ontology annotation, molecular function: glycerophospholipase activity. The transcript has a single exon. Bases 16 to 1203 code for a protein of 395 amino acids. The record is from RefSeq and is a predicted model, not a curated record.